Molecule: messenger RNA, 1544 nt
Organism: Ricinus communis (castor bean)
Lineage: Eukaryota; Viridiplantae; Streptophyta; Magnoliopsida; Malpighiales; Euphorbiaceae
Product: serine/threonine-protein kinase AFC3
Exons: 12
Coding region: 243-1457 (404 amino acids)
Biological process (GO): protein phosphorylation
Cellular component (GO): nucleus
Molecular function (GO): protein kinase activity; ATP binding
Source: RefSeq, a predicted model, not a curated record
ACAUUAACUGAUUGUAUAAGUUUGGCCACUGUAUAUCCGACGGAGUGAAAUUGCGCGCAAUAGAUUUUCCCUAAUCCUUUCUCUUCCCAAAUCUCCCUCUUUUUAUUUAUACUUUCUCUACAAAAAUAUAGCGACUUUCUCAAUCUAUACAAAAUACAAACCCUAACUUCUCGAAGUUGUUGUAGAAUUUUGUGUUGCAGAUACGUAAAUAUUAACAUUCUCUGAUUCUUGAUUGCUGGAGUAUGGUAGCUGCAGAAGUUGAUACAGUGGAGAAAGAGCGAGUCAGGAAACGGCCACGGCUUGCCUGGGACGUGAAGCCAUCUGAACCAGAGGUGCAAAGGGCUCUGGCUAUUGUUGGAAAUGAAGGGCCCACCACAAGGCAUGCUUCGCCUCCGAGAAGGGACGAUGAUCGUGAGGGCCAUUACGUGUUUAAUCUUGGAGAAAAUCUUACCCCAAGAUAUAAAAUACUCAGCAAGAUGGGUGAAGGCACUUUUGGCCGAGUUUUGGAAUGUUGGGAUCGCCAAACACGGGAAUAUGUGGCAAUCAAGGUAGUUCGUAGCAUUCGUAAAUAUCGUGAUGCAGCAAUGAUUGAAGUUGAUAUACUUCAGAAAAUUGCCAAGAAUGACCAAAUCAGUACCUCACGCUGUGUGCAGAUUCGGAACUGGUUUGAUUACCGCAAUCAUAUAUGUAUUGUAUUUGAGAAGCUUGGACCAAGUUUAUUUGAUUUUCUAAAGAGAAAUAAAUACUGCCCAUUCCCUGUGGAUCUUGUGCGGGAAUUUGGACGUCAGCUUUUGGAAUCUGUAGCAUAUAUGCAUGAUUUACGCCUAAUUCACACUGACUUGAAGCCAGAAAAUAUACUUCUUGUUUCUUCUGAAUUUAUAAAGGUCCCAGGAUGCAAGAGGAAUUCUUCAGAUGAAACACAUUUCAGGUUCUUGCCAAAGUCAAGUGCCAUUAAGCUGAUUGAUUUUGGUAGUACUGCAUAUGAUAAUCAGAAUCAUAGCUCCAUUGUUUCUACAAGACAUUACAGAGCCCCUGAGGUUAUUCUAGGUCUUGGUUGGAGUUAUCCAUGCGACUUAUGGAGUGUUGGUUGUAUACUUGUUGAGUUAUGCUCGGGUGAAGCACUGUUCCAGACACAUGAGAACCUGGAACAUUUGGCAAUGAUGGAGAGGGUAUUGGGACCACUACCAGAUCACAUGAUUCGAAAUGCUAACCGGGGGGCUGAAAUAUACUUCCGGGGAGCUUCAAGACUGAAUUGGCCUGAAGGAGCAGUUUCCAGGGAGAGUAUUAGGGCAGUGAAGAAACUUGAUCGUCUUAAGCAGGAUAUGAUAUCUCAACAAGUAGAGAGGUCAAGAACUUUACUCAUAGAGUUGUUGCACGGUCUAUUGAAAUAUGAGCCAUCAGAGCGCCUAACAGCUCAACAAGCUCUUAAUCAUCCAUUUUUCAAGAAUCUUACUUGAGGAACCUAUCCUGACCAUGAGUUUCUGUUGAUCCCUUGUAUUUCUAGAAAUAUUUUAAAAAAAAUCAAUGGAAAUGUUUUUUUCUUA